Molecule: messenger RNA, 1783 nt
Organism: Gasterosteus aculeatus aculeatus (three-spined stickleback)
Lineage: Eukaryota; Metazoa; Chordata; Actinopteri; Perciformes; Gasterosteidae
Gene: naif1
Product: nuclear apoptosis inducing factor 1
Cellular component (GO): nucleus
Source: RefSeq, a predicted model, not a curated record
UUUUUUAUUUACUGCUUAAUGCUUUCUGUUACAGAAUUGUUGAAAUGAAAACAUAAAAUACAACAACUAUUAGUCACCAAGUAAGACUGUAAUAUGAAAGGAGCUACUAAUGAAAAUAAUCGAGAUCAUUGAUUAUUGGCAUUCGAUUAAGCCAAUAGUCACAGAGUACAAGGCAUGACCGCGAGACAUUCAACCAAUGGGGUGUCAGUGGGCGGGACUUCACGCCCAGCUAACGUAAGCGUUGUUAGUAGGAAGAAGACGCCGAUUCUGGUAGCCAUUACGUUGCGCAUUUCAAUUGAGUAAAGCCUACUAUUUUGCGUACACUACGCACAAUUACUUCAACAAAAGACGAAUUUUCGCAGUAAUGGCAUCGAUCGCGAAAAAGAGAAAAAUGAAUUUCUCGGAGAGAGAGGUGGACAUUAUAGUGGAAGAAAUAGAGAAACAGAAACACACACUGGUUAACCACUUCAACGCUGGAGUCACCCACAUGGCCAAGAAUAACGCGUGGGUGGACAUCCUGCGGAAGGUAAACGCCGUGACCACCUGUCCCAGAGAGCUGCCCGAGGUGAAGAAGAAGUGGUCCGACAUGAAGACGGAGGUCCGGCGGAAAGUGGCCCAGGCGCGGGCUGCCAUAGAGGGGACCUCCGCCGACUGCACCCCGGUCCCCGUCAUCCUCACGGCCAUGCAGCAGCGGAUCUGUAACCUGCUGGGGGAGGCCACCAUCAUCAGCCUGCCCGCGGGGGACUCGGAUGCGGAGAUGGGCUUACCUGUGACCGUGAGCACCGUCACGCUGGCAGAGACUCUUCCGGCAGGCUCAGUAACAGUCUGUGAUGAAGCAAAGCCACUGACUGCGGAAACAACUUUCCACAACCUGGAGGAUGGAAGUGUAGUGGAGUACUGCACCACUACUGUAAGCGACUCAACGCCCACCGCUGAGGCUCCCGUGGAGAUGCUGGCCUCGUCCGCGGCGUCCCCUCCUCCCCCUCAGGGUCAGGCCAAACCUCAGGAGCUGAAGAGUCGCAUCGCCCUCAACUCAGCCCGCCUGCUGCAGGAGCAGAGGGUCACCAACGUUCACAUCCGACAGAUCGCCCAGCACCUGGAGGGCCAGAACGACCUGCUGCACGUGAUGCGGCGCUCCCAGGAGGCUCAGGCAUUCGCCCAAGAGAGGCAGGCCCAGGCCUUGGAGGGAACCCAGGCUGCUCUUCUGGCAUUAGUUCAGAUGCUUAGACCUGCACUUAAAGACCUGCGCAAAUUCCUACAGACUGGGAGUGAGGUAGCAGCUCCCCCCAGCAGCUCUGCAGCAGUGGACGGGGCAGGACUUGAGGAGCAGAGCAGGCCCAAAACACCUCCACCUCCUCCACAGCAAGCUGAGGAUGCACAAUAAAGACUGUGUGUGUGAGGGUGUGUGUGUGUGUGUGUGUGUGUGUGUGUGCCUUGUACAUAGAAGAGUGCAUGCACACAGACUUCAGAAUUAAAAGUUUGUCAAAAGUUGCCUUGAGGGAAGUGUGUGCAGGAUUUUGAUGUGUUGUUUAUGAAUUGGAAAAACAGUCACUGAAGCAGUGAAAAGGCAAUGUGUGUUUAUGUUAUUUAAUAUAUUGCAUUUAAUAUUGAAAUAAGGUUUUUACUAUAAAGUAGCGGAAAGUCAUCCCCCUGCUGUUUGCUGAACAUUUCAUUCUUGGUCCUCAAGUCAUCCUGCGGUUUACCCUGAAGCAGGACGGUGAGUCCAGCACACUCCAGUUAGUGUGUAUGUCCUCAGAACUGAAUAAAAUAUAAGUAAAAUGUU